Molecule: messenger RNA, 1389 nt
Organism: Endocarpon pusillum Z07020
Lineage: Eukaryota; Fungi; Ascomycota; Eurotiomycetes; Verrucariales; Verrucariaceae
Product: Eukaryotic translation initiation factor 3 subunit M
Exons: 2
Coding region: 1-1389 (462 amino acids)
Biological process (GO): cytoplasmic translational initiation
Cellular component (GO): eukaryotic translation initiation factor 3 complex; cytoplasm
Molecular function (GO): translation initiation factor activity
Source: RefSeq, a predicted model, not a curated record
AUGCCGGCCCCUUCGAAUACUCUGUUGAUCGAAGGCUCAUUCGCCGAGCUGGUCGACGAGCUUGCGCAAUACAUCGAUACUGUAUGCAAGUCCGAGGCAGGUUCCGGCGUCCAAAGUCAGAUUGCGCCUACGCUGGGGGAAAUUCGUGAGAAGGAGCAAGCAGAAGAGCCGGCCGAUCCAGCAUCCAUACAGACUCAGAAGGAUGAAGUGCUCAAGAAAGUUGUGGGCAAAGCUGCGGCGCUAAACACUGCACCAGAGAAGGAAUUCACGGCCGCCUAUAAUCUUCUCAUACACCUCUCCAACCAGUCACCAUCUCGUGAUAUGUUUCUCAAUCGAAUAUGCUCUUACCUCUCCGAACAGCCCGUCGCGUCCUCCGCUCAAUUUGGCCCAUCCCUAGCAUUGACCACUCUUACCACCAUUUUCAAUAUCCUACCCAACAACUCGGAAUCACGCUAUCAUGUCUUCAUGGCAAUCCUCAAAGUGAUCCGCUCAACUUCGAACAAUGCUGCCUUUGACGCCCUUACACCACAACUCAAUACAAAUGUACCCAAAUGGGUGGUGGCAUGGGAUCUAGACGACGAAGAUGCUCGUUCGUUACAUGUCGCAAUCGCCGAUGUCGCAGCAGCCAGUGGGGAUCAUGACAUGUCCUACAAAUAUCUGUUGCAUGGUCUCGAGACGAUACCAUCUGAUUCUGCCUCCGAAGCGGAAAGUCGCGAUCUUGCAAAACGAACGCUAGUAGCAGCACUUACCAACCCAACCAUAACCGACUUCAAUCCUCUGAUCGAUCGCGAGGCUAUUCAAGCACUUCGCGAUUCAGACUCUGGUCUCUUUGACCUUCUCAACAUAUUCGCCUCCGAUGAUUAUGCUGCAUAUACCGAAUUCCUCGAGUCCAACCCGCUUACAUCAAUAGAUUUGCCAGAAUCAGCUGCUGAAAUGCUAGAGACGAAGAUUCGAUUGCUGACGAUUGCAUCGCUAGCGGCAGGUGCUACAAACCGCAGCCUCCCCUAUUCGACCAUCUCAGAUGCACUUCAGAUUCCCAAGGAGGACGUGGAGAUGUGGAUGAUCGACGCCAUUCGUGCUGGUCUGGUAGAAGGGAAACUUUCGCAGCUGAAGCAGGAGUUCCUGGUCCAGCGAGCAACCUACAGAGUGUUCGGACCGAAACAGUGGAGUGAAAUCCAAGGGCGGUUGAUGGUCUGGCAACGAAGUUUGGAAGGAGUCUUGUCAUUAGUGAAAAGCGAAAGGGAGAAGUUUGAAAGAGAAGGUGCGGGCGGAGAUGACAUGCAGCAAAAUGGCGAGAGGAGAUUUGGAGGAUACAGGGGGCAGGGUGGCAGAGGAGGGAGGAAUCAGAACCAUCAACCGAGGGAAGUCGACUUUGUUGGCGGUGAUUGA